Messenger RNA from Phoenix dactylifera (date palm), 1605 nucleotides. Its product is annotated as proline-rich protein 2. The record is from RefSeq and is a predicted model, not a curated record. NCBI's taxonomy places the organism in Eukaryota, Viridiplantae, Streptophyta, Magnoliopsida, Arecales, Arecaceae.
GAAAACUUUAUGAAGUGUCGGCAAGCCUUAGAGCUCCAUGCAUAAAUUGACCAAAGCUAGCAGCUUCAUCUUAUCCCUUGGUCUUCUUUCUACAAGCGCAUGGCUUCCAACAUGGGAGCUCCUCCGCUUUCAAGCAGCCUAUUGUUAGGUCUCUGCACGGUCCUGCUGGCAUUCAAUUUCUCCGGUGCUGCCCCGCAGACCAAAAGAAUCGUUGCCGUGGUCGGCAGCAGUGAAUGCUUAGAUUGUGCCCGGGAAAGUAUCAAGGAUGAGGAAGCAUUCAAAGGGCUUCAUGUAGCCAUCCAAUGCAAGACUGGCAAUGGGUCCUACGAGGCCAAAGGUGUAGGUUUGCUCGACAAGAGUGGAAGCUUCGAGGUACGACUACCGAGUAAUGUCCUCCGCGAUGAUGGGGAGCUGAAGGAUGAGUGCUUUGCGCAGCUCCGCAGUGCCUCAGAAGCUCCUUGCCCUGACAAUAAUGGACUGGACCAAUCUAAGGUCGUGCUGAAGUCUAAAGAGCGUGGGAAACACACAUUUGUUGUGGCAGCGGGGAACCUGACAUUCUCAUCGACAUGCGCGUCGGCGUUCCAUUUCAAGCCCCUUCCCAAGUCGCUUCCGUUCCAAACGUACUUCCCAGUGCACGAGUUCAAGGACAAAUUCGACUUGAAACAAGACUACUUCCCACCAAAGAAGUCACUUCCUCCUCCAGGACCAGUCUACAAACCGCCACUACCACCAGUGCACAAGCCACCAACUGUCAAGAAGCCACGCCCCCCGCCAUGUCCCCCGCCGUGCCCGCCAUGCCCCCCGCCAUGUCCCCCGCCGUGCCCGCCAUGCCCCCCGGGUCCCAAGAAGCCAGGCCAGCCGGGUCCCAUGAAGCCAGGCCCGCCGUGCCCGCCGGUUCAUAAGAAGCAAUGCCCGCCAUGUAAGAAGCCACGCCCGCCAUGCCCGCCGGUUCAUAAGAAGCAAUGCCCACCAUGUAAGAAGCCAGGCAUGUCAUGCCCGUCGGUUCAUAAGAAGCCAUGCCCACCAUGUAAGAAGCCACGACCGCCAUGCCCGCCGGCUCCUAAGAAGCCAUGUCCGCCAUGCCCGCAGGUUUCCAAGAAGCCACCCCCGCCAUGCCCGCCACCAUGCCCGCCAUGCCCCCCGCCAUGCCCGCCGCCAUGCCCGCCAUGCCCCCCGGGUCCCAAGUAGCUACGUCCUCCAAUUCCAAAGCUACCUCCCUUACCAUCCUCACCCCAAGUUCAAGUUCCCUCCUAUCCACAAGAACCACUUCCUCCAAUCCCCAAGCCGCCUCCGAUCCCUUAUACCAUCCUCACCCCAAGUUCCCUCCUAGUCCAAGAAGUCGCUUCCUCCAAUUCAAAAGCUCCGUUCCCUCCCAAGCCAAAAUUCUGCUUCUUUAUCCUAUAUGGUUGGUUAGUUACCCUUCCUCUGUUGAGGAUUUCCUUUAUCAGUUAGUGUUGUAAUAAAGCUUGCCCUUGUGACUGUGUCGAGUCUUGGGCGAGGGUGACUGUCACCCAGUUGUAUUGUAUGAAUAUUUGUGAUUUCUGGUAUUUAUGUGAGCUUGUGUGGUUAGUAAUGGCAAUAAUUCAUGGACUUCUUGUUUUGUGC